GCAUCCUGGCUCAAGCGGGUUGGCUUCAAGCAUGAAGGGCUCAGGCCACUAUGGAGCCAAUGCUCUUGGAUGUUAGGAGGCAUUCGGCGAGGGUUUCGAGAAGGCGCUGUUUCGCUCGAAGUGGCAAUCAAGAAGUGUGGUCGGACAAAACAGUGGAGCGCAGCAUUGCAGUUGCUCCGCGAAGGAAUUCAGUUCGGUGUCAGACUGUUCCCGGGCUACUACGUUGCCACUGCCAGCUUAUGCAGAACAUGCGGGCAAUGGCAAUGGGCAUUGUGUGUGCUGAGUGGGCUGUUGGAAUCCAAGAUGGAGCCCACCGUCAUCAGCUACAACGCUGGGAUCAGCGCGUGCGAGAAGGGCGGGCAGUGGCAAACUGCUAUGUCUCUACUCAGCGAGAUGCAGGAGGCGAAGGUAGAGCCCGACGUUAUCAGCUACAGUGCUGUGAUCAGCGUGUGCGAGAAGGACGAACAGUGGCAGCGGGCUUUGGCGCUGCUCGUCGAGAUGUGUGAUUCGAGGGUGCAGCCUGACGUCAUCAUCUACAGCGCUGUCACCAGCGCGUGCGGGAAGGGCAAGCAGUGGCAGCGGGCUCUGGCGCUGCUCAGCGAGGUGCGGGAGGCAGAGCUUGAGCCCGACAUUAAGCUACAACGCUGGGAUCAGCGCGUGCGUGAAGGGCGAGCAGUGGCAGCGGGCUUUAGCAUUGCUCAGCGAGAUGUGGGGGGCGAAGCUGGUGCCCAACGUGCAGCUACAGCGCUGUGA
This is a messenger RNA of Prorocentrum cordatum, 753 nucleotides long. Lineage: Eukaryota; Dinophyceae; Prorocentrales; Prorocentraceae. The record is from the annotation of a GenBank genome assembly.